This is a messenger RNA of Bufo gargarizans (Asiatic toad), 2385 nucleotides long. RefSeq names its product extracellular calcium-sensing receptor-like. Gene Ontology annotation, cellular component: membrane. Gene Ontology annotation, biological process: G protein-coupled receptor signaling pathway. Gene Ontology annotation, molecular function: G protein-coupled receptor activity. The record is from RefSeq and is a predicted model, not a curated record. Lineage: Eukaryota; Metazoa; Chordata; Amphibia; Anura; Bufonidae. The transcript has 5 exons. Bases 1 to 2385 code for a protein of 794 amino acids.
AUGUACCAGCAGUUGCAGGCAAUGCAAUUUGCUUUAGAAGAGAUCAAUGGACGUCCAGAUAUUCUCCCGAACAUCACAUUGGGUUUUGUUGCCUUCGAUUCCUGUGCUGCUCUACGAAAGGAACUUGAGGGAACCUUGUGGAUGUUAACAGGAUGGAGCAUGCCUAUACCAAACUACUGCUGCCUCGAAAACCUACCUCUUGCCGCAGUCCUUGGUCAUUCCAUGUCAACAUCUUCAAUUCUGAUGGCUCACAUAUUGGGACUAUAUAGAUAUCCACAGAUAAGUCAUUUUUCUACUAGCUCUAUGCUAAGUGACCGAAUGCAGUUUCCGUCCUUCUUCCGAACAGUCCCCAGUGAUACUUUUCAAUCAAAGGGGUUAGCCCACCUGAUUUUGCACUUUGAAUGGAAAUGGGUUGGGGUGGUUGCUUUAGGAAGUGAUUAUGGAUAUGAAGGUGCUCGACUAGUUAAACAGGAGAUACUCAAAGCUGGAGCUUGUGUGGCCUUUACCGAGUUCAUUCUGGCCAAUAAUGCUGACAGAAACAUUCCUCAAGUGAUCAGAGUCAUUAAGGCAUCAACAGCAAAAGCUGUGCUUGUUUUCGCCAAGGACAUAUUUGUUGCCAUAAUGUUAAAUGAGAUGAUGAACCAGAAUGUUACUGGGAAGAUUUUUGUGGCCAGUGAGGCCUGGUCAACCUCAACAAUUUUAGAAGCAGAAAAAUACUCCAUGUUGCUCCCAGGAUCUAUUGGGUUUGCUUUCCAUAGCUCAAUCAUUCCCGGAUUUAAACAAUAUUUAAACAAUAUCAAGCCUAAUUUAUCCAAAAAUUCAGAUACAACCUUGAGUAAAAUAUUUUGGGAAAAAACUUUUGGAUGCAAGUUCUUAAAUGUGAUGGAUGAGCCACAGUCACUGGUUAACGCAAGCAAGAUCUGUACAGGACUUGAAGACCUCAGUAAAGUUCAUAAUGCCUACACUGAUGUGUCUGGUUUAAGAGGUUCAUUGAGUAUUUACACUUCUGUUCAGGUCAUAGCAAAAUCUCUUCAUGACAUGAGAACCUGUUUGGAAGGUAGAGGACCCUUCCAUAAUGGGAGCUGUGCAGACAUAUACCACAUCAAGCCUUGGCAGCUGAAACACUACAUACAAAAUGUAAAUGUAAAACUGAGCGAUGGGAGAGAAGUCUUCUUUGAUGAGAAUGGGGAUCUCCCAGCAGUAUACGACAUUGUAAGCUGGCAGCUGGGAAGUAAUGGGACCAUGAAAAGAGUAAAGGUUGGAAGCUACGAUACAGCAGCCACUGAUGGAAAUAUCUUCACUAUUAACAUUAGUGCUGUCGUGUGGCCUUCAGGCGUUGGGCAGGUUCCAAUAUCUGUCUGUAGUGAGAGCUGUCCUCCAGGUUUCAGAAGAGUUGUGAGACGAGGGGAGCCUGUCUGUUGUUUCCAGUGUGUCCCAUGUCCUAGUGGGGAAAUCUCUAAUAAAACCGAUUUAGAUGAUUGUUACACAUGUCCAUGGAACUUGUGGCCCAAUUCUCAAAAAAACAAGUGCAUCCCAAAGACUAUUGAGUUCCUUUCUUCUGAAGGACCAUUGGGGUCUGCCUUGACUGCUGCAGCCAUAUCAUCUUCUGUUAUUACACUUUUUAUCUUGUAUCUUUUCUUUCAUUUCAGAAGCACCCCUAUCAUUAGGGCAAAUAACUACUCUUUAAGUUGUCUUCUUCUAUGUUCUAUAUUUCUUUGCUUCCUGUGCUCUAUAAAUUUUAUUGGUUACCCCGAAGCUGUGAAAUGUCUUCUGAGACAGGUGAUAUUUGGUAUGGUCUUUGCUAUUUGUAUCUCUACCAUUUUGGCCAAGACCAUCUUGGUUGUUUUUGCUUUUAUGGCUACGAAGCCUGAUAGUAAGCUCAGAAGGUGGACAAGUCGUUGGGUGUCCUACGUGAUCAUCUUUCUUUGCUCACUUGUGCAGCUGCUGCUUUGUGUUAUUUGGUUGUCUUUCUCACCUCCGUUUCCAGAAUACAACAUACAUUCCCAACCCGGUGUUAUUAUUGCUGAGUGUAAUGAAGGCUCCUUAGCUGCCUUCUGGUGCAUGUUGGGGUAUCUUGGUUUGUUGUCAUCAAUAAGCCUUAUUGUAGCCUUUUUGACCAGGAGACUCCCUGACAGCUUCAAUGAAGCCAAAUUUAUCACUUUUAGCAUAUUAGCUUUUCUCAGUGUCUGGGUGUCCUUCAUCCCAGCCACUCUUAGUGCUAGGGGCCAAUACAUUAUAGCCAUGGAGGUCUUUGCAAUCUUAUCUUCCAGUUGGGCUCUUGUGUUCUGUAUGUUCCUUCCUAAAUGUUUCAUCAUAAUAUUCCAACCCAAUAUGAACUCCAAGGAAUAUUUAAUGGGCAAAGACAAAGCAGGAACAAAGGCAUAA